AGGAGGCGACUUGGUGGGCAGCGGCGAUGGAGCAGCCGGUGCAGACGGAGACGUGGAAGGCUCGCAGCCUGGAGGAGCUGAUCCGCAUCCUCCACGGCCUCUUCUCCGAGGAGAAAGUCAGCGUGGAAGAGGUCCAGGAGCUGAUGGAGUCGUACGAGAGCAACCCCGAGGAGUGGAUGCAGUACGCCCAGUUCGACCAGUACAGGUAUACGAGAAAUCUUGUGGACAGUGGAAAUGGAAAGUUCAACUUGAUGAUCUUGUGCUGGGGUGAAGGUCAUGGCAGCAGCAUCCAUGAUCACACUGACUCACACUGCUUUAUGAAGAUCCUCCAGGGGAAUCUAAAGGAGACCCUGUUUGAAUGGCCUGAGAAAAAGGGGAAUGGUGAAAUGACUAAGAAAUCGGAACGCGUUUUGAGGGAAAAUCAGUGUGCCUACAUUAACGACUCCAUUGGCCUGCACCGUGUGGAGAACAUAAGCCACACAGAGUCUGCGGUUAGCCUGCAUUUGUACAGCCCACCCUUCGACAGCUGUAACACCUUUGAUCAGAGGACUGGACACAAGCACAAAGUCAAAAUGACCUUCUACAGUCAGUUUGGAGAAAGGACUCCCUGUGCAACUGCAGUGCCACAGGAGAACAACUGAGAAGCACCAGCACGCGUUUGCCUAAGACCUGCUGAAUGUUUAAAUGGGGACAGAAGAGCUGUAUGGCUACGGCCAGCAGCCUUCUAUAUUUCUAUACUUUGUACAUAAAAGUACCCUGGGGCAGUUUCCAGGCCACUCACAGUUUCCUCGAGCCAAUGCCUAUAAUGAGACACUAAGCUAACUAGUGCCAUAAACUACUUCAGAGGUUAGAUGCCUUUUCGUAGGCUCCUAUCAGAAUUAAGUAGUUUGUUUUCUGAUUCUAGCCUCCUUUUAAUUCCACUUCUGACACAACACUAAGAAUAUCAGAAAUAAGGGUUUUAAACAUCAUCUGAUACUACUUAAUAGGCCUACAUGUAUGUAUACCCUCAAUGUAAUUAAUAAUUAUAUAAAUUUCUAAGCUUCCAGUCACUUGUGCCUAUGGGUAGUACACUAGAUACAAUUAACAGCAGCUUUUUUAUUUUAUUUUAUUUUAAUGCUGUAGGCCAUUUCAAUAGUUUUGUGCAUUUUUUACUGUUUAUUUUUUACAAUUUCUUUUGUCAGAUCUUGUUUUAAAUAGGAGCAAUGAAAUGCUUCAUGCACAAUGAUUUUUUAAACUGAUUCGGCACAGAUUUGGGUUUUUAAUAGGACUAAUCAUAACUAAUUCAGCUAAUGUCCAGUUUCCAAAGUAUUCUGUAUAGCUACUGAAGAAGGUAACUGAAAUAAAACUGGAUUUGUGCACAGAUUUCAAA
Cuculus canorus (common cuckoo) is the source of this 1369-nucleotide messenger RNA. RefSeq names its product cysteine dioxygenase type 1 (gene CDO1). The transcript has 5 exons. Gene Ontology annotation, molecular function: ferrous iron binding; cysteine dioxygenase activity. Bases 27 to 641 code for a protein of 204 amino acids. Lineage: Eukaryota; Metazoa; Chordata; Aves; Cuculiformes; Cuculidae. Gene Ontology annotation, biological process: L-cysteine catabolic process. The record is from RefSeq and is a predicted model, not a curated record.